AUGUCUGAAGAAUCGAUUCAGCAAUCAUCACAACACUCACAACAACAACAACCUGUUCCUCCAUCCGCUGUUUCUUCUUCAACCACUAGUAAGACAAACCGUAACAACAACAACAACAAUUCCAACUCUCAUGGUGCUUUUUCCACUCGUACAACCUCAGCGAAUAACACCAUGGAGCAAUACAGCGAUUGGGUAAUGAUGCAACUGAACAGCAAAUCUCAAAAGCCGCCUUCUCUUUCUUCGCAAGCCAUGAUGAUGAGGACAAUGAGGCUCUCCGGACAUGCUCCAACACAACAACCUCAACAACUUGUUGGCGAAUCCAAAGAAGGUGUUUCUCGUACUACUACAUGUAAUUUGAACACGAAUAAUUAUUCCAUCCACAUGAAUAACAUCAUGAUGAACAUGCCAAAUAUGACUAGUGCUGGUUCUAAUUCUGGUGUUUACAGACCACUCGACUCACAUGCAUCAUCGCAUGAGCAACAAGAAAUUCAUGAUGAUCAUGCAUUGAAACACCACGAGUCUCUCUUACAAUUAUUAACGACCAACCCAAUUAUGAAACAGCAAGUAGCACAUUCCGAAAGAAGAAAUCAAAACAACUUGUUCGUUCAACAACCUCAACUCGCUCGGCAUCCCCAUCAAGUGUCCCUCACCUCUUCGCCACCAACCCACCCAACUCCCGAAACAAAGUCUGAAACAGGGGUACGACCAUUUCAAGUGGCCACUCCUUCCCAUGCCUUUUUCUCGUCUUCUCCAAUUCCAACUAGGCUUCUUCUUCUUCAACAACAACAACAACCUUCUUCUUCUUCCCAAUCAACCUAUUCGUAUCAAGUACCAGCCAUGUCAGAACAACAACAAGCAGCUCCAAAAGAAACCAAUUCAUCAUUACAAGUUGCUUCAUUUUCUUCUACCGCAUUGUACAACAUGAUUAAUCCGAAUACCAUUGAAAACAACAAUUCAGGUCUUCAUCCUCAAGAAAGACUCUUCUUUGGAGAGCCUUCGAUAGUAAACAUUCUAUCAUGCGAAACCUCUCAUGCAGGAAAUAGUAUCAACAAUACUUCAACUACGCGUGCAUGUGAAUCCUCAGCACAUCAUCCACACGCGGAAGCAGUAGAUAUGCCUAACACCACCAUGCAUGUGGCACAACAACAACCAGCUUCAUUAUCAAGCAUGCAACAACAACCCACUCCACAAGUUGCCACACCUCUCUCAGCAAUCACAACAUCAAUGUACGGAAUACAUGCAUUAGAAAAAACAUCAUCUCCGACAACAUGCAUGACUGAUGAGAGGAGUCCAUCACUACCAACAUCAUCCAACACAUCUUUGAAAAUGUCUGAAGCAACCAGUACAUCAUCGACAUCCAAUACAACAUCUACUACAUCUGCCACUUUCACUCCUACACUCAUGAACAAUGCAUGCAUUUUCUGUAAAUUGAAUCACAAAAAGUGUGACAAAGUGGCAUAUCCUCCUGGUUGUUCUAAUUGUGUCAAAUCUCAAAAACAAUGUGUUUAUUCACAGGCAAGAAAGAGAGGUCCAAAAACUAGUCAACCACCCAUCCAUCCCAUCACCGGAGCUGUUCAAUAUCAAUUUAUAGAUCAUACUCUUUCCAAUACAGUAGGCUCAUCCAACAAACGAAAAUCUAAAACCACAAAUGCAUCUACUGGAAAGCAAGCACAUGCAACGACCACCUCUUCUUCAUCUUCAGACUCACUCCAAAAUAAUGCAGUAAGCGGAACGAGUACUGUAGUAGUAAUGGCUGAACCGUCACACUCUUCGUCUUCUUCACCGUCUCCUGCAUUGUUGUGUGAAAGCAAUUCGGCACAUUCAACGACAGCCACUACAAACAUGACGGCAACAACAUCCGCUUCUGCUACAAACUCCGCAGCAAUGAGAUACUUUACCGAAAGAUCCUAUCUCAAUAAUCUUGAGCUCGUCGAAUUGGAGAGAAAAUUAUUUAGUAACAUUUCAGAAAGUAUUUAUCGCAAAAUGGCACUUUCCUUAAUUCCGCCCUGUAAGGAUUCUGCAUUUCUCAAAUAUUGGAUUUCUGUGUCAAUAUCUGGACAAAAAAGUAAUAUUACAGAUUCUGAUAUCAGAAAUAUUGAUUUGAGCCAACCAUUAGGUAAUUCUCAUCUCGCCAUUCUCUUUUUAAUUCAUGCUUUGGUUUUUUCCAGGGUGGGUCGAAAAAACCAUUCCAAAGCAAUGUAUGAAAAAGCUCGUGAAUACUUGUCGAGAUGUUUUGAUCAAAUUGGAGAUGUAUUGUGUGCCUAUAGUUUAAUGUCGUAUUACAUGUUAGGAAUUAUUGACUGUUCAAAAACCCUUAAACCCGAACAUGGAAGUGCGAGUGGUUCAGAAAUUUCAUUGUGUAAGAAGGAAGAAUUGGAGAUGCAACCAACCAUCAUGAUGAUCCAUCCGCCACAGUCAUCGGUAUCGUCGUCUUUGACAAGUCUUUCUUCCUUUCCUUCAUCUGCAACAACAACAACAACACCCACAUCCUUGAAUCCUUCAGGCAAUGAAACAUGUAUGGGACAAUGUUUACUUCGUGCCAAGUAUUUUCAUUACAUGUGUGAAACUUUUUUGAAUGCAAUCAUGAUUGAGGAUGAUGGGAAGGAACAAGCAUGUUCUGUGCAUGCUCAUGGUAUCACAACUGCUAGUAGUACUAUUGGAAAUAAUCAGACACCUGUCACAGUGUCAGCUCCCCACAUGCAACAAGCCACUCGUGAGUAUAUUCAACAAGGUCUUGCCAUGACUCGAGCGUUUUUCAUUCCUGAGAAUUUGGAUUCUCAUAUUCGAAACGUAUUGAAUUCUCCACAAAACAAAAUUAAUUAUCCAUUUAUGGAUCUUGUGGAUGAGAGUAGCUACUUGGAAUUUCAAAUUUUGCAACAUGUGAAUAUACUUAAUGGAGUGGUGAGGAAUAUUGCUAGACGUCACAUAAUGCGUGGCGAUGGAAUUGAGAAUUCUCAAAAUGGCAUUCCCAAGACAAUCUCUACUUCAUCAAUUUCCACAAAGAGUGGCAAUGCAACUAGUUAUUUGCAAGGAACUCAAACGAUUGCUGAAAGUAUAACUCCCCCUUUGCAGUCAGUACCUCAAUCUUCACCCAUCGAAAAUAGACCCAUUAUUCAAUUGGAUACUCACGAUUCGACCGAUCUUCUGGUUCAAAAAUUGGAUAUUUUGAUCAAAUAUUUAAAACAUGUGGUGGGUGAAGAACAUUGUUUCCAUAUCAUUUUACAAAGUUUGGGAUUGAAAGCAUUAAUUCUAUUCAGACAUCGCAAAUUUGUCGAUUCCACGCUCUCCCUUCAAUUGAUGAGCGUGGUCAAUGAAAUAACGAACAUGACCAAAGACAAUCAAUUCAAAUUUGCAAAUAUUAAUGCAGUAUUUCCAGUAGAAAUUGCCACGAAAAUCCAUUGUGAUGCCCUUCAUGGACUAGUGAUUGAAUCUUCGAUUAAUUUAAUGCUUGAAUAUGUGGAAAAUUUGUAUCAGCAAUUGAGUCAGGACUAUAUGAAUUUAUUGUUGAUUUGUGAAAAAGCAUCCUUACUCAAGUUUAGAUAUUCACAUUUAUUGGAACAUGCACAUGUAUGUAUGGAAUCGUAUGAGCGGUUGAAAAGAACAAAUCCUGAACGAUUUAUAUCAAGUGCUGCUUUUGUUUCAAAACGGUGA
Molecule: messenger RNA, 3651 nt
Organism: Naegleria lovaniensis
Lineage: Eukaryota; Heterolobosea; Eutetramitea; Acrasida; Naegleriidae
Exons: 1
Coding region: 1-3651 (1216 amino acids)
Biological process (GO): regulation of DNA-templated transcription
Molecular function (GO): DNA-binding transcription factor activity, RNA polymerase II-specific; zinc ion binding
Source: RefSeq, a predicted model, not a curated record